Uranotaenia lowii is the source of this 2685-nucleotide messenger RNA. RefSeq names its product rho GDP-dissociation inhibitor 1 (gene RhoGDI). The record is from RefSeq and is a predicted model, not a curated record. The transcript has 5 exons. Gene Ontology annotation, biological process: Rho protein signal transduction. NCBI's taxonomy places the organism in Eukaryota, Metazoa, Arthropoda, Insecta, Diptera, Culicidae. Bases 314 to 919 code for a protein of 201 amino acids. Gene Ontology annotation, cellular component: membrane; cytoplasm; cytosol. Gene Ontology annotation, molecular function: protein binding; Rho GDP-dissociation inhibitor activity.
UUUCGAUCGGUUUUUGAUGCAUAAUUUCCGUUCCGGUGUUGUGGAUUUGGUGCAAAAAUUUAUUCCUUAGAACGUUUGUGCCGUUAGUUUCUUUUUGUCGUUUGCUAUCGAACGCGGCGGUAUUUUGUGUGUUAUCUCCUUUUGUGUGCUUCCAUUAACAUUUUUUGGUUCCUCGAAACUCGUUUUUUCUUCUGUGUGAAGAAAAACAGCGCAGAAAAAGAAGCAUUCACGUAGAAAACCUUUUUCCCCCGAUUAAUCAUCAGGGAAUUUUCCCGAACAAGUUGUGAGAUUUCAACUUUCAGCUUUUGAAACCAUGUCCACGGAAAAGGAAGUCGUUGAGGGGGUCGAAGUCGAGGGAGAGGAGCAUGAUGCCAACUACCAACCGCCGCCACAGAAGACCAUCGAGGAGAUCAUGGCCGCCGAUGCCGAGGACGAAAGUCUCCGGAAGUACAAAGAAGCUCUGCUGGGUGAAGCUCAAUCCGAGACAAUCGUUUAUGAUGAUUCCGACCCUCGGAAGGUCAUUGUGAAAAAGCUGUCCCUCCUCGUUGCCGAUCGGGAUCCAAUGGAGCUCGAUCUGUCGGGAGACGUUUCUAAGCUUAAGAAAAAUGUGUUUACAAUCAAGGAAGGUAUCCAGUACAAAAUUCGCAUCGAUUUUGUGGUGCAGCGGGAAAUCGUACACGGUCUGAAGUAUGUACAGAAAACGUACCGCAUGGGCGUGCCCGUGGACAAAAUGACCCAGAUGGUUGGAUCGUACCCGCCAAAGAAGGAACUCCAAAGCUACACCACCCCGUUCGAGGAAGCCCCCUCGGGGAUGAUGGCCCGGGGAACCUACUCGGUGACGUCCCUGUUCACCGAUGACGACAAGAACGAGCACCUCAAGUGGGACUGGAGUUUCGAGAUCAAAAAAGACUGGCAAUAAACAAGCCACGGGACAGAGACGGUGUUGUUUAUUGUUAUAUUAUACUUUACACAUACAUACAUACAGGUUUAAGUAACAACAAAACUUAUAUAAUCAAUGAAGAAUAUUCAUCGUGCAUGAUUCAUGGAAGGUGUCUAAAAGUGUCAAGGAAUGCAUUUGUCGGAAGAUGAUAAAACAACAAUAAAAGUGCGCGCAUUUACAGCAAUUUGUAUACACUGUGGAGAAAAUUAUAAUUGAUAAAAAUAAAACACUGUAACGUACUGCUUUCAACCAAAUCAGGAUAAAAAAAGAAUGGUGCAUUGCACCAAUGAUUUCAACAAAUUCUUCACUGGUUAGAAUGAAGAUAAAAAAAUGCUCACGGUAUGAAAUUUAUUGCUUUCAAAAUAUUAGAGUUAUGGUUCAGCCAAUGAGUAAUGCUACGCGGAAACAAAAACAAAAAUCGAUGAAUGCUUUGCUUAGGAAGGUGUGAAUGAAAGAACUGCGAUCAAUGUGGCUCUUUUGAAUUCAUGUUAGGAGUUUUUCUUCUGUGAACUGUUCGAAAUAUUGUUAACCGAUCUAGUGUUGGAUCAACCUUAAAAACUUAUCGCGGGACAGAUUAGUGAAUAUGGUAGUAUUAACUGCGGUAUUAUCCUUUCGUUUUUCUUUGCCAAGGCAUUAGCAUUCUCUCUUGAUGUAUUUUCUUAUUAGAGACUCAGUCAAAAAACGUAUUGAAAAGCGCUUAUUUCUAUUUUGUUGUGUGCGCAUAAUUCUAGGGAAAAAUAAACAAAUGUUCUGCCAAAACCCAUACAAACGUGCUUUAUCAAGCAAUAUAAAAUCACCAACGCUGUAUAACCAAACAAUUAUUGACUUAAAAAAGUAAGAACAAAACAUGUGUGUAUAUCCGAAAGUGCUACCUUUUUAUCGUAGGUUAAGGGUUAAACAGUGAAAAACACAAUAAAACAACCUGCUAGUGAGCAUUCAGAGGAAAUCUAUGAUGACGAGAUUAACUCGAAUCAUAAGCAUCUUUAUUAGGGAACCAAUCAACCGAAACCCUUUUUAUAUCACUAUUACUGCGCAAAUUGUAGGUAAAGCCGCGUAUCGACAUUGCAAUGAGAUUACAUAAAUUGAAUACUUUUCCUUUUUCCAUCAAAAGCGGUUGCAACAAGUAGUACGUAGCGUAGAACAGAUGUCAUGGAAACGCGUUUUGUUCCGAAUAAUUUUCCGUGACCGCUUCACUGCUCAAAAGAUGGUACAUAUUCCCCUGAGAAGUCAUUAUCGUUUACAGCAGACAAUCUAUUGGUUUAUGAAAUGAAUUUCUAGUUGUGAAAAUGGCUGGUAAAGAGGAGUUAUAAAUAUCGAUAUGAGUACUAUCACUAAUAUUUCCAAACUUCGGACUGUUCCUAGCAACAACAACAAAAAACAUCAAACGCAUUUACCUGUUACUACAAGCCAUUAGUUCAAUUGAUUAGCAUUUAAACCAAUAACUGCAGCAGCAAAAAAUUCAGUCAAGUGUCGCCAUAAAAUAGAGCAAAUUAUAAUCCAGUUCCAACAACCCACCCGGUGGUGGAGAUUGGUUUAGUCAAGUCAGUCAGAUAAUUGUUUUAAAGUACAUACUUAGAUGGAAAACAUACAAUCCUACAGAUGUAUUGAUAGCUCAACCACAGCACAGAAAUUCAAUAUCAACAGAACGGAAAAAGUGAGAUAGGGAAUGAAAGAGCCACUUAGAAAGGGCCGAUAGUUUUUGUGCUCAACUUGUUUCAACAAAGCAACUGGAAAUCCUAAACCGA